AUGCAGACAAAAACUAGAGAAUCAAGCCUGAGAAAAAAGAGAGACCACAUAAUGUUGGCUAGAUUGAUCACAAUAUUCAUAAAAUUCACCGAUUAGCCUAAAAGAUUAAUUUUCCAGUCAAUUUUGAAUCGAAAGAUGAAUUAGGGCAUUAAUCUAGACAUUCAGUAUCUUCCAGAUGGAAAGUUCUUCAGAAAUCUAACUCUCAUACUUUGCGAUAUAUUCAAAUACAGAGUAGAUUUGCAAAAAGAGUAGUUUUUUGAGGAGGGCUUCGCUGAAAGGAAGAUGAUUCUUAUACUUGAUGUCUUUGAUAUUAUUAAGCGAGUAUAAUCAUCUGUGAAAGUAUCUGAUAAAUUAUCAGCGACUCAUACAGGGCCAAUUAUUGGAGAAAUAGUUUAAAAGAGUUAUCAAAUAAUUAAUCAUAAAAAAGGGGAAGCCCUCGAAUUCUCUUACAAAGUAAACACUGCUCUAAAGCAAACUUAGAUCAAGAUGACUCAUAAAACAGAAAUACCAAAAGAGAUUAUUUAAACUAAUUAGUUUAGUCAUGCAUAAUACGCUUAAAUGAUAAACGAUUCAAAGGCAAAAAUAUAAGUUGAUAAGGAAAAUUCAGUAAACAACUCUGCAGAUAUAAGCAAGAAUUCGUUUGAUCAAAAGAAAGUGUACACUUUGAGGAGGCAUUAUGAUGAGGAAGAGAUUUAGAAAAGAAAAAGGAAAUAAGAAAGAAGAGAGAAAAAGAGGUAGCAGAUCGAAUAUGAACAGACAAGAUCAAAUAUUGCGGAUGAGUCUGAAAUCCAUACUAUCCAUGAAGAUGUUAAUGAAGAUAAGCAAUCAUAGCAUAAUGAAAGAUAGAACUAAGGUUACAAUAAUCUUCAUACAUAGGAUGAUGAAGUGAAUGAUAGAGAAUAGCAUAAAAUAUAGAUAAAUCAGGUUAGUCAACAAUAAUAAUUAGGCUUUGAUCCUGCAGUAAUUAGCAUGCUAGCUCAGUGUGUCAAUCAGCUAUAAGAAAAAGUUUCACAUUUUGAGAGAGGUAUUGAUGACAAACUGAAUUAGAUCUAAAAUAACUAUCAAACUAUAGAAUCUAGAAUCAAGGAAGAGGCUUUUCUCAGUGCCGAUUCUAAGGAGUACAUUUAGCAAAUAUUUGAGGCAGUAGCAACUUUCUCUCUUGAUUCAGAGAUAUAUACUCUGAAAUCAGAGAAUUUACCCUAGUCUCUGAAAAGCAUUCCUAAGACUCUCAACAUCUCUAAUGAUAAAGCUCUCAUUCUAAUUCUCUCACUUCACAACUUGAUGAAAGAAUACAUCGGAACUGCAAUGCUGGAUGAGAACGUUCUUGCUAGUAAAUUCCCUCCAACUUUCAAGAAGUAGCUGAAGUCAUUCUUGUUUAAAAUGAUGAGAGAAUAUGCUCCUAAAACCAAGAAGUAUUUCUAGGAUGAGUUCAGUGGACUUCCAAAGCUAAGAGACUUCGAUUGGAGACUCGAUGUUAAAAUUGCAAGUAAAUAAUAGGAAAGACUCAAGCAGCCAAUGCUCUAUGUCAAAUUGGACAUCGAGAGUUAAAACAGUGAAUCAGAAAAGGAUCAGCAGAACUCAUAGGUACUUUUCUAAGUAAGUAAAGGGUAGCUUAAAGAAAUCCUAACAAACUUUGAAACAAUUAAUGCUCAGCUAUCUGCAAUCACAUCUAACAAAUAAUGA
This is a messenger RNA of Stylonychia lemnae, 1683 nucleotides long. NCBI's taxonomy places the organism in Eukaryota, Ciliophora, Spirotrichea, Sporadotrichida, Oxytrichidae. The record is from the annotation of a GenBank genome assembly.